Rotaria sp. Silwood1 is the source of this 139-nucleotide messenger RNA. Lineage: Eukaryota; Metazoa; Rotifera; Eurotatoria; Philodinida; Philodinidae. The record is from the annotation of a GenBank genome assembly.
AUGAAUCCAUCACCAGCAGCAAUUUUAACUGGUCAUGAUAGAGAAAUAACAUGUUUAUGGAUAUCAGCUGAACUUGGUAUUGUUUUAAGUGAUAGUGAACAAAGUCUUGUACUUCAACAUACACUUAAUGGUGAUAUAU